AUGACCCCGUGGUAUAUCACCAACAGGACUGAUGAUACCACUCUUCGAGUAUUCUGCAAUUCAUGGACUUGCGGUUAUGAUAACAAUUCAAUUGAAAUCACGAAUGAUUUUAACGAUGUUUUAGCAAAAUAUCGUAACGAAACACUUAAAGGAAAUAUAUUUACAGUAGUCGAGAGCUUCAUUCAAAAAGAUUUCGUCCCAGCCAAAUGUUUCGGAGGCUAUCUAUUGUACUUCGGCGGGAAAAACGUUACAGUUAACAAAACCGCCGGUUUAGAGCUCAUUCGUUCAGGUGCUAAAGAUCAUUUUUGGACAUGCCUUGAAUUACUCGCUUUCUUACCAGAAGAAGGCGACAAUUUCGAGAAUAUUAGAAUUGCUACAGAAGCUGGCUCCAUUUUUGCAACAAUGGUUUAUUCCAGAAAAUUAUACGAACAAGGCAACUACGAUGAGGCCGCUCGUUACAUGAGCCACUUAAUUGUUUCAUCUGCUGUCAGCUGGCAUCGUAAGCACCAUGCCGGAAACACAUUUUCAACAGCUCUUAAGAAAUUAACUCUUGAAAAGGAUACAUCAGCCUACAAGACCAUCCUAGAGCUUGCCAGACAGCUCAACCUUCCAGCAUGUGUCUGGAUCUUCGACGGUUACUUAACCCAUAAAACUGAUUUAAUUUCUGCCAAAGAAAUUGUUGAACUUGCUUUCCAACUUGUUAAUGGUCUUCCAUUUAGAGACAUAACAGAUGUAGAAGCAAUCAGAAAGUCAGGAAUCGAUGAGGAAGCCUUCCUUAAAUACAAUAGCAAUGCUGGCUCUCCAACAGCUGCAUUCUACUUGUCUUAUCCGAAAUUAAAUUCAAAGAAUAUAUCUGUUGUUCAUUAA
Molecule: messenger RNA, 867 nt
Organism: Trichomonas vaginalis G3
Lineage: Eukaryota; Parabasalia; Trichomonadida; Trichomonadidae
Exons: 1
Coding region: 1-867 (288 amino acids)
Source: RefSeq, a predicted model, not a curated record